This is a messenger RNA of Penicillium pulvis, 279 nucleotides long. RefSeq lists its product as uncharacterized. The coding region runs from base 1 to 279 and encodes 92 amino acids. The record is from RefSeq and is a predicted model, not a curated record. The transcript has 3 exons. NCBI's taxonomy places the organism in Eukaryota, Fungi, Ascomycota, Eurotiomycetes, Eurotiales, Aspergillaceae.
AUGCACCCCUUUUCCAUCUUAACCCUUGGGAUUUUUGUCGCGGGCUACACCACUGCCAGGUGGGAUCUUGUCACCCGUCUAUACGAACUAGCUAUCUUUGCGUGGGAUCACGGCGUUGUGACUCGAACAUUGAAGGGAUUCCUUUUCCUGUCCGUCUUUUUCUUCCUCCUCGUCCUUCCUAUCAACCAUCUAGCCGCGAGAGAGGGUCAAUUGCAUCCGCGCCACGUUAAUCUCGGCGUCUCCGCCCGGGAACAGCUACGCCGCCGAGGCUCCUUCUAA